This is a messenger RNA of Peronospora matthiolae, 3693 nucleotides long. Lineage: Eukaryota; Oomycota; Peronosporomycetes; Peronosporales; Peronosporaceae. The record is from the annotation of a GenBank genome assembly.
AUGUCGUCCACCAGCAACGCCUCCAUUGACAAGUUCAACGGAGACAAUUACGCAACGUGGAGCCGGUACAUGCGCGGUGUGUUUUUGACGAAGUCCGUCUGGCACGUUGUCAACCGUGAAGUGACUCCGACUUUCACCGACCCGCGAGCGUCCGAUGACUACGUCAAGGCAAGCAACGUCGCGUUUGGUAUGAUGCUGCUGCACAUGAACGCGGACUACCAUCAUGUGCUGGACAACUGCGAGGAAGCCUGGGUUGCGUGGACAAGUCUGAAGACGCUGUACGGUGGGUCGCAGAAGGCAGGACGCAUCUACCUCAAGCGACAACUUUUCAGUAUCAAGAUGGCUGAAGGCGCGAACGUCAUGCAUCACUGCAACGAGGUCCUCAACAUCUCCGCCAAGCUUAGCGGCAUCGGUGCGAAGAUGGAAGACGAAGACGUUGCAAUUUGUCUGCUACUCAGUCUUCCGAAGAGCUACGAAAAUGUGGUGCUCAACAUGGAAAUGAGCAGCACCGAGCUUCGCACUCAAGAUGUGGUGAGAGUCCUGACGAAUGAGCAUGCCAAGCGUCAAGGAGAAAAAGGGACAACGACAGCGACUACGGUGAAGGCUGAAGAUGCAAGCAAGGCAUUCAGCGCCGAGCGUGAGCCCUACCAAUGCACGUAUUGUGGCAAGGUGGGACACACGGUGGAUCGUUGCUGGACAAAGCAGAAGAACGAAGGUCGGGGAGCCCGACGCGGCGGCAAUGGUCGUGGACGCGGGGCUAACAAUGUCCAGUGGGGACAUCAUGAUGAAGGCAAUGGCUACGAUCGAGUGGCGUUUGCAGUCUCGUUCGAAUGUGGAGUUUCGACGAGCAUGGACGUGUCUGGAAUGUGGGCCGUCGACAGUGGUGCAACGCACCACAUUUGCCACGACAAGACCAAGUUCGCAAGUUUGGCAGAGCGCAAUGAGGGCGAACUCUUGGUGGCUGAUGGCAACAAGGUGGCCAUCAAGGGUGUGGGAACCAUCAUGGAAAGGUGGUUCUGCCCAACGGUGAAGAGCAUUAACAGCCAUGGCAAGUUUCAAGUCGUGUUUGACGGGUCCAAGAUGUAUGUGACUCUCAAGAACUCACAGCAAGUGGUGGCGACAGCGGAUCUCGUGGAUGGACUCUACUGGCUUCGGACGACUCAACGAUCAGCGAAUGUGACAACAAGUGGAACCAGUUGUGCCGAUCUACAUGCGAGAAUGGGUCAUGCUCCAGUCGAUGUACUUCGCAAGAUGAUCGCGACCAACAUGAUCAAGGAUGUGCGAGUCCCUCUCAAGUCGGGUGGAGCAACUACAUGUCGAGGAUGUCAACAAGGGAAAAUGGUCCAAAAACCAUUUCCAAGCAACCGAGACAAGCGCAGCUACGAUACGUUUGAGCUACUUCAUCUGGACAUCUGCGGGCCCAUGGAAAAGGAUUCGCUCGGUGGCAGCAAAUAUUUGCUGCUGAUCAUCGACGAAGCCAGUGGAUGCAUGAAGGGCUUUUGUCUACGAGUGAAGUCCGAGAGUGAAGACUACAUCCGGAAAUAUAUCACCAUGGUACAGACGCAAUUCUGUAAGAAGGUCAAGUUCGUGCGACACGACGGAGCUCGCGAGUUUGCAACCAACUCGCUUCAACUGUUCUACGAAGACGAAGGCAUUGAACAGCAGACAACGGUGCCGUAUGCACAUCAAACAAACGGAACAGCAGAGCGUGCCAUUAGGACUAUUGUCACGAUCGGCCGCAGCAUGCUUCAUCAUGCCAAACUGGACAAGUGUUUCUGGGCCGAAGCAGCGAUGACGGCCAUCUACGUCAAGAAUCGACUGCCGUCACCUAAAGUCGUGCACAAGACCCCGUUUGAGAUCGUCUACAACUUGAAACCAAGCGUCAAGCACAUGCGAACAUUCGGGUGUCAGACAUACAUACUGACGCCUAAAGAGAAUCGACUCAAGUGGGAUCCAAAGGCUCGCGCUGGCAUAUUCGUGGGCUACGAAGAAGUUUCGAAGGCAUAUCGUGUUUAUGACAUCGAGGCGGGGCAGGUGGUUAUCAGCCGCGAUGUCAACUUCGACGAGUCCACCUUUGGACUUCAACUGCCGAUCACUGAUGAAGAUGUCGAUGACCUGGACUUCGAAUUGCUGGAUCUUGAUGACGAAGAGCUGCGUCAAAUGGAGUACAAGCAAACAGGCAAGCGCAAGAACCGACUCAAUGAUGAAGAUACAGCAGCUCCACGACCGCGUGCAGUGCGUCAACGACCAGGACUAGAAGAGUCAAGCGCGCCGGAAAACAACUCGUCACGACAAGAAGAAGACGAAGAAACGAAGGAUUCUGGUGAUUCAACACCGCCUGUGUUUUGGCGUGCGAGUGCAAAUGCCGUUGAAGCAGCAGUGGACUUAUCAGAACCCUCAACAUUUGAAGCAGCAGUAAGCGGCCCUGACCAAGUGCACUGGAGAAAAGCAAUUCAUGCAGAGCUCGAGUCAAUGCGACUUCGCGGUGUGUUUCGUGCAGCCAAGCUGCCCAACGGACAACGCGCCAUUGGCACAAAAUGGGUGUUCAAGAUCAAGCGCAAGGCGGAUGGGUCAAUCGAGAAGUACAAGGCACGACUUGUGGCCAAGGGUUUCCGCCAAAAGUAUGGCAUCGACUACACGGAGACGUUUUCGCCUGUGGUCAAGUAUGUGACGCUGCGAAUGGUGAUCGCAAUUUCCAAGCAUUUUGGAUGGCCCAUCGACCAGCUUGAUGUGGUGACAGCUUUCCUGUAUGGCGUCAUGAAGGAACAAGUGUUCUGCGUGAUUCCUGAAGGCGUCGAACUUGACAGUACGUUCGACUGCCUGGAAUUGGUGAAGUCAAUUUACGGCCUCAAGCAAGCGUCGCGAGUGUGGAACGAGACGUUCGACGAGUAUGUGUGCUCCAUCGGAUUUCAAGUAUCGGACUUCGACCCAUGUCUCUACAUCAAGACUUCGGACGGCCAUUGCGUGUUUAUACUGGUCUACGUGGACGACGUCUUGGUGACUGGAAGCUCGCUCGAGCUGAUUGCACAAACCAAGAACGACCUGAAGACGCGGUUCGAAAUGACGGACAGCGGCAAGUGUGCGUUUGUUCUUGGGAUCGAGCUUUUGGACGGUGAAGAUGGCAGUGUGACACUAUGUCAGCGUCGGUAUGUCGAUGAUAUCCUCAAGCGCUUUGGCAUGGAUGAUUGCAAGGCAGUCGCAAGUCCAGUCGACAUGAGCUCUCGACUUGUUUCAAGUGAUGCAACUACCAAGGUCGAUGCUCCUUUUCGCGAAGCUGUUGGUGCGUUGAUGCACCUGACCACUGCAACGCGUCCGGACAUUGCGUUUGCUGUGGGCUAUGUGUCGCGGUUCAUGGAAAAUCCCCAAGAAGAACACUGGGUUGCAGUUAAGCGUAUCUUUCGCUACCUACAAGGCACCAAGACGCAUGGAAUUUGCUACAAGCCAAGUGCAAGGAUCGACUUCCGUGGAUAUUCGGAUGCGGAUUGGGCUGGUGAUCUUACCGACCGCAAGUCAACAUCGGGGUACACGUUCAUGCUACUCGGUGCGCCAGUCAGUUGGGGCAGCAAGAAGCAGCCAAGUGUUUCGUUGUCCACGAGUGAAGCCGAAUACAUCGCACUCAGCUUGGCGAUUCAAGAGGGCAAGUGGAUUCAUCGUCUGCUUUGUGAGAUCACAAUCAGUCGUGUAUCAAGAUGA